This is a messenger RNA of Syzygium oleosum, 998 nucleotides long. RefSeq names its product dehydration-responsive element-binding protein 1D-like. Bases 72 to 794 code for a protein of 240 amino acids. The record is from RefSeq and is a predicted model, not a curated record. NCBI's taxonomy places the organism in Eukaryota, Viridiplantae, Streptophyta, Magnoliopsida, Myrtales, Myrtaceae. Gene Ontology annotation, biological process: regulation of DNA-templated transcription. Gene Ontology annotation, molecular function: DNA-binding transcription factor activity; DNA binding. The transcript has a single exon.
AAACCCAAAGCUCUGAACUGUUCAAAGCUCGUCUCACCUCUCCUUCGUUCUCUGAUCAUCCAUCCCUUCCGAUGGACGUGCUGGGGCCGUUCUUGGAUCCCGCCGCCGCCGAUCCGUCCCCCGCCUUCUCCGGCUCGUCCCGGCGCUCCCACUCGGACGAGGAGGUCGUGCUCGCGUCCAGCCACCCGAAGAAGCGGGCCGGGCGGGUGGUGUUCAAGGAGACCCGCCACCCCGUGUACCGCGGGGUCCGCCGCCGGAACAACGGCAAGUGGGUGUGCGAGCUCCGGGAGCCGAACAAGAAGUCCAGGAUAUGGCUCGGGACGUACCCGACCCCGGAGAUGGCCGCGCGGGCCCACGACGUGGCCGCGCUGGCGCUCCGAGGGCGGGGCGCGUGCCUCAACUUCGCCGACUCGGCGUGGCGGCUCCGAGUGCCGGACUCGAGGGACGCGGCGGAGAUACAGAGUGCGGCGGCGGAGGCGGCGAGGGCGUUCGGCGGCGGCGGCGGCGGCGGGGAGGCAGCGGAGGAGGCCGAGGGGGCGGCCGGCGGCGACGCGAAGGAUGCUGCAGAAGACGGCGGCGGCGACACGGUCAUGAACAGCUUGAGCUCGCCAGAGAACCCCUUUUGUAUGGACGAGGAGGCAGUGGUUGGCUCGGAUUUCGACUAUUCGGAACGGUGGAUGGAAGGGCCGCUGCUAUCGCCGCCGCCGCCGCCCGCCCCGGAGAGGUUUCACCCGAACUGGGAAGAUGUGGAAAACGAUCCUGCGGAAAUGCGCUUGUGGAGUUACUCCUUAUAAAGUAAGAGAGGGUAGCCAAGAAGAUAGCGUGCCUUUCUUGAAUUUUGGUUUUGAAUUAGAUUAAGGGGAUUGUAAUAGCAAGAAUUGUGAAAUAGCUGGGCAUGAUUUGGGCGUGAGAGAAAUGGCAGACGUGGCAAAAAUAUUUUGUUGUCAUGUCAUUGGAUUUGUAUUAAGUGAAAUUAAAGCGAACGAAUUUUCACCUAA